Diuraphis noxia (Russian wheat aphid) is the source of this 1486-nucleotide messenger RNA. RefSeq lists its product as uncharacterized. The record is from RefSeq and is a predicted model, not a curated record. NCBI's taxonomy places the organism in Eukaryota, Metazoa, Arthropoda, Insecta, Hemiptera, Aphididae.
AUGUUACUUAUAAUUUGGCCUGCGGUGCCACCGACGAUCUGGUGGACUGGCCAUAGGGUGGACAAAAGGUCCGCCCCUAAGAUAACCAACAAGAACCCGUUCGCAGCGGCCGCGUCAUCGUUAACACCGUCGGCCGACGGCCGGUGCAUGGCCCGCGUACAGUCAGCGCUCGGCGAAAUGAUGUCUUCAGCGAAGGGUACCAAAAACGGGAAUCGACGUCACACCGCCGUCCCACAGCCAGCGUCCGGUUUCAUGGACCUGUCCGGUUACGCUCUACAUCAGCGGUUGCGGACAGCGCCUGGCGCCGAAAUGUACGUGACCGGGAUGCGCGCCAAAGUGAUGCCACCACACGACGCCGCCACCGCGGAAUCAUCACCGAGCGGCGGCGACACAGGUGGCUUCAGUGGCGGCGCGGGUGGCGACCGUUCGUGGGCUCGAGUGGACGGGUGUCGUUAUGAUCCGCUGGAAAACACGCUCGAGGCACGCAUGCGGUUCGGCCGCACGUUGAUGGUGUCGGGCUCAGUGCGGCUAUUGUACGGUGGUGGCAGCGGCGGCGGUGGCGUCGGUGAAACCGGAUGUGACAUGACGCUACGUCUCAGGCCGCGGGCCGGUUUGGGAUUCACGGCCGCUCCGCUCACAGUGCCGGAAAAAUCGCCGCCCAACCGUCUGACGGCCAUGCCGACGAUGACCAUUCGUACCACGGCCACGUUCAUCGACCCCGAGCCCGUCAACGACCCAGCGGCCGCAUAUGUCAGCGUGCACUCUUACAAUUGCGUUGGCGGUGCGGCGGGUUUGCCCGGCAACAGGGAACGGCCAGUCGCGACGGCCGCUUCUUCCGACCGUUACGAACAGUUCUUGUCAUCCGAAUUGGGCGGCGGUGUCAGCGACGAACUGUUGCUGUCGGCCGGCGGAGACCAUGACGUGGACGUGGACGACAGUGCCGCAGAGUCUGGCGGUUCCAGUGACGAGCGUAGCGGUCGACGUCCAUCGCAGCCGCCGUCGCCGUCGUCGUCGUCGGCAUCCGACGAAACCGCACCCUCCGAAAACCCUUCCGUUAUCGACAACUUCCCCUUCGUCUCGGCCGGCUUCGUCAACCCUCCGGCACCCAGCCCGGAACCCAGGCUCCGCAGGAUACAGUAUCACAACAAACUACCCCAGCACCCGCUGUUGACCAUCGCCACUGGUCCUGCUGCGACCAACAAUCCGCAUCACCAGCAGGCACAGGACCAACUCCUCAUGGAAAUGGAAGACGUUUUCGUUCGCGGCGUUCGGUCCCUGUUGGCCAAACACAUGGAGCGCACCCUGAAACCCGUUUUGAAGGAUUCACUCAUGGCCAACAUGGGGUACACAGUGUCUUACGGUUGACACAUUAUGGUGACAUUACUCUAUAUUCAUGCUCUGUAAAUUACUCGAAUUUUGAAUUUUUUUUUUUUUGUUUUUGUUUUAUUUAAUAUAAAUCAUAAUUUAUAACCGGUUAGUGUCCACA